Molecule: messenger RNA, 2028 nt
Organism: Penicillium diatomitis
Lineage: Eukaryota; Fungi; Ascomycota; Eurotiomycetes; Eurotiales; Aspergillaceae
Product: phosphatidylinositol-3-phosphate-binding ubiquitin-protein ligase
Exons: 2
Coding region: 1-2028 (675 amino acids)
Molecular function (GO): metal ion binding
Source: RefSeq, a predicted model, not a curated record
AUGUCGGGAACAAGCACGCCUUUCCCCCUGCAGAACACGCCAGCAGCAUCAGGAGCCGGAGGAGAGAUAAGCAGGACUGUCUCCCAAGUAAUGACUGCUGCUAGCGCUGAUGAUCAAUGGGGUAUGCCACCACAGGCCACUGUGCUGGCAAGGAGAGUCUCACAGGCGUCUGUAUCGUCCGAGUCCGCCUAUGGUGGGGAUACACAGAACACGCUGGCAGAGCCAGAAGUUCAGUUUCAGAUACGUGAUCGAAAGCGCCGCCUCACGAGCACGAGUGACGCGGCUAAGUUACCGCGCACGUACUCUAGUGGUAUGAUGGAGAGCGAGCCCGAGGCCACGCCUGUGUCACUGCAUCGGUCCAUGUCGGAGGUUCAAUCAGGCUCAUCGCAAAUACCUGGUACCUCAUAUGGCACAGCAAUUGAUAUCACUUCGUCCCCCCCAGAAGGCGGAGCAGUUAGUUCAAUGAGCCGUAUGAUACCCGGCUACGGUCAUUUCGCACCUCCGGGCAAUCAUCCGGACCCACAUCCUGCGAGGAGAUAUCAAACAUGGCAUACCUCAAUACCUGCUGUGCAAGCAGCCAGCUCACAGCCUGCUAUCAACUCCAGUCGAAAGCCUCUUCCUUGGGCUCCGCCGCCGCGCCGUUCUUCGCAGUCCUCGAGCGGUGAGAUAUGGUCGAGGGGUUUGCAUGCGUGCGGCGCAGACAGAUCGUCCGAUGAUACUAGUCCAGACAAUGCGACCUCGGAAGAUCUUCUGCGCCUUGGAGGCUCUAUGGGGCUAUCAAUGUAUAGAGUUGAUCAGUCUCGAUACCCACCACUUCAUCAUAACGGACAGAGAACCUUGGACAGUUUCGGAUGGGGAGCGGCGCGUAGCGGAAGGUCCUCAGAAGCAGCGAUGGAGACAAGUUUAUCCAGUCCAAGUAUUGGAACUUAUUCGGGACCUGAUAUUGAAGAAUCAUCAGAAGGACUGCCGGAGUUCUCUGAGGCGGGUCCGCCGAGAUGGCAGCCUGACGAAGAGGUCACAAGCUGCCCUAUCUGUGGGACAGUCUUUAACUUCUGGCACCGGAAGCACCACUGCCGCAAGUGUGGCCGCGUCGUUUGUGCGAGCUGCUCACCUCACUUGAUUGUCAUUCCUCGUCAAUACAUCGUUCGUCCUCCCGACACUCUUAACUCACUCCUACACUCAUCUCCGGCGGACUUACCCUCGUCUUCCUCGCACCUGCAUUCAUCUCCUGCGCAUCAACCUCCGGUGGUCGAUUCAACCAGAGAAGGUCCUCACCAUCUCUUCGACCCAUCGACCAACCCUGCGCUUGGCGGCGGAGAAAAAGUUCGCCUUUGCAAUCCCUGUGUGCCUGACCCAAAUCCUAAUCCCUUGGGGUACGGCUUCCCUCGCGUGUCAACCCAUCGAUCCACGCACUCGGUAGAUUCGAUGGGCCACCGACACUCUCGAGUUGCGCGAGAAGGCGCUUCUCAUCGUCAGGAGCGACGAACACUUGGGUCAACUGACCGUCCGUCAGAUCUUCCUGGACUUGAUCAUCACGUCCGUCGAUCUAUGACCGCCACUACGGUCAGACCAUCCCCAACUGUCCCCGGAGCUUCUGUUUCUGUGGCCCCGAGACGCCCUGAAGUCUCGGAAGACGACAUGUGUCCCGUCUGUGGACUGAUCUUCCCGCCGCUCGACAACGAGCACACCCAGGAAGCUCGCGAGGAACAUGUGCGCGAGUGCAUCGAGAACUACGGUGCCUCGCCGACAGCCCAGGCCGAGCCUGCACAUGUGGACCUUCGACAAGCACCACCGCCCCCAUCCCAGCCGUCAACUUCCUUGCCUGCAGCUCCUCAAAUGCUGUCAUUUACAGCUUCGGAGAAGGACUGUGUUGGUGAGAACGGCGAAGUGGGUGAAUGCUCCAUCUGCUUCGAGGACUAUGAGGCCGGGCAGAUCCUAGCUCGCCUCAAAUGUCUCUGCAAGUUUCACAAGGCUUGCAUUGAUGACUGGUUCGAGAGGAAGAUGGAGUGUCCAGUGCACAAAGUCUAG